CUGUCUGUUUCCAUCAUGGCGGCCUCUGUGUGCAGACUUCUGUCCUUCAGUAAAAAUGUAAAGGCGCUGGUUUCACCGCUGAGACUCGGGGCCGUGUCCGGUCAAAGAUACAGUUUAGAAGUGUCCAGCACCGGAGAAGUGAUCACCCACACGGGACAGGUGUUUGAAGAGAAAGACCCAAGAAGAGCUCGGUUUGUCGGGCGACAGAAAGAGGUGAACAAGAAUUUCGCCAUUAAUCUGGUGGCAGAGGAGGCGGUGAGCCACAUCGAGGACAGGGUGGUGUCAUGUGACGGAGGUGGAGGUGCUCUGGGCCACCCCAAAGUCUACAUCAAUCUGGAUAAGGACACAAAAGUGGGCACAUGUGGAUACUGUGGUUUGCAGUUCAAGCAGAACCAUCAUCAUUAACACCACCGUCUGAACCGUCUUUGUGUAAAUUGCUGUAAUUCCUGAAUAAAUUAUAUCUUGUCUGA
Messenger RNA from Periophthalmus magnuspinnatus, 470 nucleotides. RefSeq names its product NADH:ubiquinone oxidoreductase subunit S6 (gene ndufs6). Gene Ontology annotation, biological process: mitochondrial electron transport, NADH to ubiquinone. Lineage: Eukaryota; Metazoa; Chordata; Actinopteri; Gobiiformes; Gobiidae. The transcript has 4 exons. The record is from RefSeq and is a predicted model, not a curated record. Bases 16 to 405 code for a protein of 129 amino acids.